AUGGCGGGCUUGAAAUCCUUGGCAUCCUCUCUACGCAAGAAGCUCCAUCUUGGAGGUAGACAAUGCCAUUCGACGGAUCCUUCCACGAGCAAUGGAUCAGUUGAGCCUAAGGUCGAGCCUAAGGCCAGCAUGUCGCCAGCUGAACCCACUUCGGCCCCUGAGGACGCUCCGAAAUUGCCAGAGGUAGUGCCAGCGGCAGAAAUGGUAGUGUCUACUUCCCCACAGUUGCUUUCUACUUCAUUGGAGGGUAAAGUCGCCGUUGUCACCGGGUCUUCUCGAUCAAUAGGUGCAGCAAUCGCCAAAGCUCUUGGGUCGCAAGGCGCGAAAGUCGUUGUCAACUACGUCAAUGAUUCAUCCGCAGCCCAGUCCGUCGUGAACGAAAUCAAAGCGUUCAACACUAAAGAGUCCAAGGGAUGUGAUGCCAUCGCCGUCCAGGCCGAUGCAUCGAAGCUCGAAGGUGGACAGAAGCUCUUGGCUGAAGCGACGAAAACAUGGGGACAGGUGGAUAUCUUGGUGCUGAACGCAGGAAUCAUGGGGAGCAAGCCGCUAGCCGAAGUAGAUGAGGACUUCUUCGACAGCCAUUUUGAAAUCAACGUCAAGGUCCCAGUGUUCUUGGCCAAAGCAGCCGUCCCCUUGAUGCCGACGCCUGGAGGACGCAUAAUCUUCUUCUCGUCGAGUUUGACUGGCCUGACACCUGUUCUUCCGAACGCUUUGACGUAUGUCGCGUCAAAGGGGGCCAUUGAGCAAGUCGCCCGAGUCCUAGCCAAAGAUCUUGGAUCACGAGGGUUAACGGUCAACACGGUAUCCCCUGGCCCUGUCGACACCCCGCUCUUCCGAGCAGGCAAGCCGGAAGAAGUCAUCAAGAAAAUUGCCGCCCAGAAUCCAAAUAACAGAGUUGGCCUCCCCGAAGAUAUCGCACCGAUGGUCGCAUUCGUCGCUAGCCCUGCUGCUCAAUGGAUAAAUGGGCAGAACUUACGGGUCAAUGGGGGUGCUGUGCUUUGA
This is a messenger RNA of Pleurotus ostreatus (oyster mushroom), 1002 nucleotides long. RefSeq lists its product as uncharacterized. Gene Ontology annotation, molecular function: oxidoreductase activity. Bases 1 to 1002 code for a protein of 333 amino acids. NCBI's taxonomy places the organism in Eukaryota, Fungi, Basidiomycota, Agaricomycetes, Agaricales, Pleurotaceae. The transcript has 5 exons. The record is from RefSeq and is a predicted model, not a curated record.